Ostrinia nubilalis (European corn borer) is the source of this 1243-nucleotide messenger RNA. RefSeq names its product peroxisomal targeting signal 2 receptor (gene Pex7). Gene Ontology annotation, cellular component: peroxisomal matrix; cytosol. The record is from RefSeq and is a predicted model, not a curated record. NCBI's taxonomy places the organism in Eukaryota, Metazoa, Arthropoda, Insecta, Lepidoptera, Crambidae. The coding region runs from base 161 to 1243 and encodes 360 amino acids. The transcript is spliced from 8 exons. Gene Ontology annotation, molecular function: protein binding. Gene Ontology annotation, biological process: protein import into peroxisome matrix.
GGUUACGAAAAUCUUGGUUGCUUGCUCGACUUGAUUAAUUUUAAUUUGUAACAUAAAAAAUGUGUAAGACUUGCUUAUAAGAAUCUUAUGAGAACAAAUAUUAGUGCUCUGUUUAUAUUUUCCAUGUGGGAUAUGUAACGGCUCCUUCUACACCAUCAGUAUGCCAACAUUCCUCACACCAGGCCGGCAUGGCUACAGCGUCAGAUUCUCAAAGACAAGGCCUGACGCACUAGCAGUUGCCACCAGCCAGUAUUAUGGGCUAGCGGGAGGAGGAACACUGUUCUUCCUUGAGCUGGCUCCAGAUGGCUCCACACUAUUGGAACUUCAAAAGCUGGAAUGGAGUGAUGGGUUGUUUGAUGUGACGUGGUCAGGCACCACAGACGGCGCGGCAGCGUGCGGCGCGGGCGAUGGUGCUGUUAUAGUGUGGCGAGCUGGCAACGCCGCGCCGCUACGGGUGCUCAGAGCUCACACCAGCGAAGUGUGUUCCGUGGACUGGCCGCGAUCGCAUUUGCUCAGUGCGAGCUGGGAUACUACUAUUAAAUUGUGGGAUCCAGAAUCCGAAGCCUGCCUCAGCACAUUCGCCGGCCAUUCACAGCUGGUAUACACAGCGGCGUUUUCUCCACAUUCCGCUGCUACCUUCGCCUCGGUGUCAGGGGACGGCCAUCUCAAGUUGUGGACGUGUACUGAGUCUGGUAGACCUGCAGCAGUGGUGAAGGCGCAUGAUGCUGAGGGUGUAAAGUUGAAAUUGGUGUAUACUGCUGCGUUCUCCCUACAUUCCGCUGCCACCUUCGCCUCAGUAUCUGGUGACGGCCAUCUUAAACUGUGGACGUGUACUGAGUCCGGUAGACCUGCUGCAGUGGUGAAGGCACAUGAUGCUGAGGUAUUAUCUUGCGAUUGGAGCAGAACUGAAACGCACGCGCUUGCGACGGCCGGCUCUGACGGACUAGUCAGGGGUUGGGACUUGAGGAGACUCACUUCGCCCAUGUUCACGUUAAAAGGUUGCGAGUGUGCAGUCAGAAGAGUACAAUUUUCGCCGCAUGCGCCGUCAGUUAUCGCGGCGGUGUCAUAUGACUUCACUACAAGACUGUGGGACCUCAAGCGCGGGUGUGAGCCGCUCGAAACCAUUCGGCAUCAUUCGGAGUUCACGUACGGGCUCGACUGGAACGCACUUCGCCCGCACCAGCUGGCCGACUGCGGCUGGGACUCGCUCGUGCACGUAUUCACGCCGCGCUCGCUGGCCUGA